UGAGAGUAACCACACAAAGCAGUCGUAGAUCAACGUUUCAUUUUCAACAAUGGCAUCCAGUUAUACUGCUAUCUACCUUGAAAUGAAGUUGAAAGAUCAGAGGCGACAUCUUCAGAGAACAGCAAGUGGAAUCCGAUCAACUCCACCUCCUGACGGACCCCAGACCCCGACGCCCCUGUCUGGUGGGAACCAUGAGCCAAUGAUUUCUCCAGCUCUGAGGAGUACUACAACUGUGAACCCCCUGACCCCUUCUCCACCAAGCCAAUCCUCAGUAUCCAAAAGAAGCCUAUCUGUCCACAUGACACCAACUGCAGCCGCAGGAACCCAUUCAGCCAGCUUCGCAGCCGCCUUGAGAAAGCUGGCCAAACAAGCUGAAGAACCACGAGUUUAUCUAGGAUGUUCAGACUCUUCCUACAGUGAUGAUAUUUCACCUGCACCCUCAGCAGCAGUGAAUCCCAGAACCCCAAGCUGCAGUCCCAGGGGGGCCUCAGCUGGAACCCAAAGAUCUGUAAAGCGGACCCCUGUGGUAACCAUAGCACCCAAUGAGGCUGGAGGUGACCUAUGGAGGAAUGAAGGCAGUCAGCAAUUUGCAGUUAGGCCCAGUAGCCAUGACCCUCACUCAGCAACCCUUUUGCUAAAACAAGAAAAGGCUGCUAUGUAUCCAGUCCCUACUCAUUAUUUACCAAGGAACACUGCACAGGAGUUACCAUACUCUUCAGUUGGUUUGCAGAGACCAGUGCAACAGAUAAUACACUCAGGAAAGAGAUCUGAUGGUUAUCAAACAGGAUUUCAUCCAUACCUCAGCAGAGAUGCAAUUCAACCUUUGCCAACUUACCCUGGCCUUGAUACCACCUCCUGCUACUAUCCUGCUUUCUUACGUCACCUUCCACUGCAGCCCUCUGUGUACAGCAGGUAUGAUGACCCAUAUUUUCUAUCCAUUCGGACACCUUUUCUACACCUCCAUGAAACAACUACGAUCUCUCCACUUCACACUCCCACACUUCCCUUUUCCAAGGACCUCUUAGAGUCAGCAAGCGUCAUGCCCACAGGUUUGCAACAAGGACAUCAGCCAGGCCAUGCUGAUGAGAGGAAGAACAAAGAUGUUCCAAGCAGUAGAGCCAGGUGCUGUAAUGGAGAAAGAGUUGAUCAUCAUGUUACCCCAGGUAGUGUAAGGGACCAAGCGCCACCAACAGAGAAGAGUAGGAGACUCCGAGAGGCAGCUUGGGAGAGCAACUGUAGCAGAAGGACUGAAAUAAAGCAGAAAAAGAACCAGGAUGUGAACAGCCCCCCACUACAUCCAAAGCACUAUUUUAACAGACAAGAUGGCAGUAAGCUUGAAAGGCAUCCUUAUUUUCCCUUGUUCGGACAUAGCACUCAGCCUCUUCACAAAAUGGGUCAUGAAAAAGGAUCAUGGAAAGACCUUUCAUCUUCUCUUACAGAGAUGCCAAAUUAUAUUUCAUUUGGGAGAAUACACAGAAAUUCAGAAACUAAGAAUAUUGUUGGCCCUGUUUCAUUCUCAUCAAACAGACUUCAGAGUUUAAGUCCCUCAUCAUCCUCUCUACACAUUGAUAAAACAGACCUAAACAGGCUGCUGUUAGAAAGAGAGGCAGCUCUCAUCACCAUGAGAGAGACUCAAAAUCAUCUUCAAAAGACCUUAAACAAAAAGGCUAACAACUUAAUUGGCAAGAAAACUGGUGACACAAGCAGACCUCCUAAAGACAGAGAAGACAGGGCACAUCUAAGCAGCACAGAACCGUUAAAUAAUUUUUCACCUGCCACAAGAAAAUUCUUUAGAGAGAUGUCAAUGGAGCCACAGGAUUCCUCAGGGGCACUGGACUUCAGGCAACAAAGCAAAUAUGAAAACAACAGGGCCUGGGACAAACGUGGCAGAAAUUAUGACAAGGCCACAGACAAAACAGAACGCUCACAGAAGAUAUGCACAUCAGAGCUACCAAGACCUUGUAGGGACAAAAGUAUAUCGUUGGAACAUGCCAUGCCAAAUUUAUUGACUCAGGUCCCUUAUUAUCUUAGAGUGGCUUAUAACAACUCUAAGCAGGAAAGUACUGAGAGAGAUAGCACCCUCCAAGACUCCCAGGAACAAUGUUUGGAUUUAUCCAUCACUUCACCUGCAGGAAGUAAGAAGCUCAGAAAAAUUACAAGCUCUCAGGUACAAAACACUGCUGUGCCAAACAGCAUGGACCCAGACAGUCACAGAACUAACACUGAUGCUCUGCUGGUACAGAGGCCUGUUGUCAGCAACCUAAAUAUCUUAGAAAGGAAAUUAAAACAGGCCAAGAAAAGAGGUCUGCCCUUUAACUGUGACUUUUCUGCUUAUGGAACCUGUAAGAGAAGGAUGAGUACAUUGGUGAGCAGACUUACAGCGGAGCCACCUGUCAAACUGGACAACUCACCUGGGGAAGUGGUAUUUCUUGAGCUGCUUGGUCUUACCACUAGAAAGGAAGGAGUGAAGCAGCAGAGGAAGAGGAGGCGGUUGUUAGGUGACUCCAGUCCAGAUGUACCCCCUUUACAGAAGAGUAGACCAACCCUGCUUUCUGCUGCCAAGUCAAACAGUCAGUUUCAGGAAAAAAAUGGAGCCAUGGACACAGAUGAAAAGAAACAGUUUCUUGCACACCUUCAAUUAAAGCCCCUAGCGAGUUAUGCAGAAUACAAUACCAGUUCUCAUUUGUCAGCGAAGAUGCACAAAGGGCAGACAAAGAGUUCUGAUCAGUCCGGAGAGGACCAAAGUGAGGGCAUUGCCAGUGAGGAUGAAAUGGAGUGGCAGACAAAAUGGAAGGGCAUUGCCUCCGUGUUCGAAACCUACCAAGAGUACACUGAAGAGAAAGACUUGGAGGAAAGUGUUCUUCAAGAGCAACUGAGAUGUCUAAAAGAAAAAAAUGAUGAAUUGAAUUGCAUUGUGCAUAACCUCAGCUCAUAUAUGCAGGGGCUGGAGGCAAAUAAACAGAAAUUGGAAACUGAACGAAAACACCACCAGGCUGCUCUUGACUUACUGAAAAAGUCAGUGUAACAGAAGAAAAAAAACAUUUUAAGGGAGGAAAGGCAAAAUGUUGUACAUUUUAUACCUCUGCAUUUGAAGAGCAUUACAAAGGCAGUAGCAAAACCAAAGUUCUGUUGUAUAUAUUGUAUUGUUUUAGAGAGAUACCAAAAUAUCCACUGUAUUUUUCAUUGUAUGUAGUUAUGCAGAUAAAAAGUAUUAAUACCAUUUAUGGAAAUACAAGAACAUGACCUCACCUUCAUUGCGAUUUAACUAGAAGGGUGAUAAACAAGUUAAACAUUGCCCUACUCACCCAAAAUGGAUGAUUUGCAGUAAUCUGUUUGUCAAAUUUUCCAGAUGCAGGUUCCCACUUAGCUGUUUUGAAUUAGAUCAUAUGGAUCUCAAGCAGCUGAGCUGCCAAUGUUUCUCUUUGAAGAACAGAAAUCACAUUUAACAUCUGUAACAGAUACAGUCAGCAUGCUAUUCCUUACUGUCAUUGGUUCUGAAUAUUAUUACAGGCAUGCAAAACAGGGGGAGAUGCAGUUCCCUAGAUAUUUUAUUUAUUAAGAAUUUGUAAAUUGCCUGAGAUACACUGAUAUUUACACUGAGUUGUGACAUUAGCUUUGAGGGUUUUAUGUUUGUAAAAUCAGGUUCUCUAAGUUUUGUUGAAUUACAUUUUUGAGUGAAAUUAAAAAGCACUUAGUCUGGGUAUUAAAUAAUGUACCACAUUUAUCUUAACUAAUGAAUUCUUCUUGUUUAGAUUCACUUUCAUAUUGUUUUUGCAUUUCAGGCAUCAGAUCCUGGAGACUUUUUAAAUCACAAAUGUUUAAAGCACCUUCAAUGUGGCUUCAAUAUAGCUCUCAAACAUGUCUUAUCUCCCAGACAGCUGGUACAAGUUUAUCCCUUAACCUUACUCCCUGUAACAAUCUAAUCUUUGUGUACAGUAUGCUACAUCAGUAGGAAAUACCACAAAUGUGAAACAGAACAUUUUAUACAAAGUGAAUUCAAACAACAAGACGAAUUCACAUUCACUACACUCUGGCACAUACCUACCCUCCCCGUACAAAGUAUGGCUGGCCACAGUCGGCCACCUCCCCCCUUAAAGUCCCACAUGUCUCUGUUAAAGUUCUGGGCAGAGGACAGAGGCUUCCACUGGCCCACAACGGGCAACUCAGGCAGUGGCGGACCGGCAACCCUGGGUAGUGGCAGGCAGGCGACCACGGGCCACGGCAGGCAGGCAACCACGGGCCACGGCAGGCAGGUGGCAACACCGGGCAGUGGCGUGCAGGCAGCAUCCAUGCGCGGUGGUGCUGCCGGCUCCUCCGGCAGCAGUGGUGGAGCUGGUGGUGCUGUUGGUUCCUCCAGCAGUGCUGGAAAGGCUGCCGGUUCCUCAGGCAGCAGUGAAAAGGCUGUCGGCUCCUUCGACAGCAGGGGAAAGGCUGCCGGUUCCUCUGACAGCAGGGAAAAGGCUGUCGGCUCCUUCAACAGCAGGGAAAAGGCUGUUGGUUCUUGCGACAGCAGGGGAAAGGCUGCCGGUUCCUCCAGUAGCAGUGGAAAGGCUGCCUAUUCAUCCGGCAGCAAUGGAGGGCUGUCCUGCCCUCCUCCCCCCAAAAAAAUCAGGGUGGUGAGCCUGUAAC
Acipenser ruthenus (sterlet) is the source of this 4629-nucleotide messenger RNA. Its product is annotated as genetic suppressor element 1-like. The record is from RefSeq and is a predicted model, not a curated record. The transcript has 15 exons. Bases 50 to 3025 code for a protein of 991 amino acids. NCBI's taxonomy places the organism in Eukaryota, Metazoa, Chordata, Actinopteri, Acipenseriformes, Acipenseridae.